This is a messenger RNA of Passer montanus (Eurasian tree sparrow), 3388 nucleotides long. RefSeq names its product cell division cycle 123 (gene CDC123). Lineage: Eukaryota; Metazoa; Chordata; Aves; Passeriformes; Passeridae. The transcript is spliced from 13 exons. Bases 122 to 1129 code for a protein of 335 amino acids. The record is from RefSeq and is a predicted model, not a curated record. Gene Ontology annotation, cellular component: cytoplasm.
GCGGGGCCGGGCCCUGUGCGCCGGCGAUGGCGCCGGGCGGCGCUCGGAGCUGCGCGGGAGGUUCCGGGCGGAGCGGGAGCUUCCGGGAGCGGCCGGGCUGGGGAGGAGGAGGAAGAGGAGGAUGAAGAAGGAGCAGGUGGCGCACUGCCAGUUCUCCGUGUGGUACCCGCUCUUCAAGGCAGUCACCAUCCGCAGUGUUAUUCUUCCCCUGCCAGAGAAUGUGAAAGAAUAUUUGCUGGAUGAUGGAACACUGGUGGUUUCUGGAAGAGAAGAUCCGCCAAGUCAUGCUCAGGAAGGGAAUGAUGAUGCAGAGGAGAUACAGUGGUCAGAUGAUGAGAACACUACAACACUUAAGGCACCAGAAUUUCCCGAGUUCACAGCUAAAGUUCAGGAAGCAAUAAGUUCCUUGGGUGGCAGUGUUUUUCCUAAACUAAACUGGAGUGCUCCAAGGGAUGCCUACUGGAUAGCAAUGAACAGCUCUCUGAAAUGUAAAGCUCUCAGUGACAUCUUCCUCCUCUUCAAGAGUUCAGACUUCAUCACUCGUGACCUCACUCAGCCAUUUAUUCACUGUACUGAUGAUUCCCCUGAUCCUUCCUUGAACUAUGAGCUUGUUCUUCGCAAAUGGUGUGAAUUAAUCCCUGGUGCAGAAUUCAGAUGCUUUGUCAAGGAAAACAAGCUUUUAGGUAUAUCACAGAGAGACUACACCCAGUACUACGAUCAUAUCUCUAAGCAACAUGAGGAGAUCUGUAGGUCCAUACAGGAGUUUUUCAAGAAACACAUACAAUAUAAAUUCUUGGAUGAAGACUUUGUUUUUGAUGUGUACAGAGACAGCAGGGGUAAGAUUUGGUUAAUAGAUUUUAACCCAUUUGGUGAAGUAACAGACUCCCUGCUCUUUACAUGGGAAGAACUCACCUCUGGAAAAAACUUGAAGGGAGACCAGAGUGAAGGGGAAGCAACAGAACAGGAUUAUCCAGUGUUCCGUUGUACCAACAGCAAAGUCACUGUGCAGCCCAGUCCCUACCUGAGCUACCGACUGCCCAAGGACUUUGUGGACCUUUCCACAGGAGAGGACGUUCACAAAUUGAUUGACUUUCUAAAACUGAAAAGAAAUCAGCAAGAGGAUGACUGAGGUACCCAGAGGCAUUACAUUGAAUUACAAGCAAGAAAUGUGGCAAAAUCUGUAUUUAGCAUAACUAUUAAACUAUUGAUUUAAAGAAAACCUGCUUUUUAUAGUCAAUGAAAGAACUGAAGGGCUGUUCGUCCCCAGUGUCUGUUGGUUUAUACAAAAGUGUAGGGAAGCUUUUUCAGGGAAACAUGAAAGGUCAGGGUGAGUUCUCACUGGAUUCCAGGUGCAAAGAAGCAACAGCCUGAGUGCAGCUGAACAAGUGCUUUCCAUUUCUCAUAAUGUGAAGAUUGAUGCCACUGAGCUACACCUUUGGACUCCCCAGUGUAAAUAUGGCAACAUGAAAUGCUUGUGCAGUAAAAACAUGGAGCAUUCUCUGCAUUUAGGCACACUCUUGCUUAAUAUGUAGUCACAAAGUAAAAGGAAUGUACAUUUUUAUCUGUAGUAACCUUUUAAAAUUGUAAAUUGAUUUUGUUUUGGGAGCACUUCUCGUCCUUUGUGAAAAAAAAAAUGGAGAAGGGAUUUUUUCGUUGUUACAAGGACUAAUAUUUCAGAGAACAGCUAUAGCUGUAGCAAACUACUUAAAGUUUGAAAAUUUUACGUACUGGGAAUUUGAAAUUCUGAAUGCAUUUAAAGUAAAGUAAUAUUUUCACAGUCACUAAAGCGAAAUUAAAUUAUUUAACUUCGCCAAAUUUAAUUUCAUUUUCAUAGUAAUGCUUUCUUGAAACCUGUUUUUUUAACAUGAUUACACACUAGACAUCAUCUGUGACUUUAAUCUACAUAAUUAACAUCAACCUAUAAUUUUAUAUACAGACUCAGUCUUGUGUCUUUUUUGUCACAUCUCUGAGUUUCUUAUGAAAGUAAUUAUUCUUUCAGCUCUUAAAAUUCUGUAUUCAUUUGGUACUUCUUUUUUUGUAUAAAGGGAAGCUUGGCUAAAUCUGGGGAAACAGAAGCUCUUGUUACCAAUUGCUGUUGUUUGGGAGGUGGGGGAGAACAGUUUUAGGUGAAUCACCAGCUGACUUUUGGAUAUAGGUGUUUGUAUGGCAUCAGUAAUCUAUUAACAGUGUGCAGAGUUCCCAUUGAACUAAAGGACAUUUGAAGAAGCUCAUAACCCCUGGAAACUGGUUCCUAUUUCAAACCAGUUAUGUGAUACUGUGUGUGUGUAGAGCUGUUUGUGUUUCUUUGCCUUGCUUUUGCUGUCAGAUUGGAAUGGUGCUUGGUUACAAUCUGUUCUUGGAUGUUAAAUCUGAGCUAAAUUGUUAAAUUAUUACCUAAUGUCUUUAUUUAGCUUCUGUUUUGAAUGAAAACUUACUCGAGUUAAAGAUUAUGCAGAUUAAGAAUCCACACAUUGAUGAAACAUCACAGAAGAAAGCUCCUGGAGUCAGAACAGUCUGCCCUGAAUUGAAGCAUUGUUUGAAGCAUUGGAACCUGCUUCUCAAUAGCUUUUUGUAUUCAAAUUAGGUGAUCAUUAACUCAGGGCUGGGCUAUACCUAAUCCUCCCAUACUGCAGGAUUUUGGAUGAGUGUUUCUCGCCCUCCCCAGAGGGAUAAUUUCAAUGUAAAUGUCUCUAAAGCGGGUAGGAACCUCAAAGUGUAAAAAAUUAACAAAGCUUUUCUCUUUGUUUUAAAGUUUCUAGCCAUAACUUAAACUGUUGGGGUGAUCUAACCACACUUCCUUCCUUUACACAGAUGAUGCCCUGGAACUUCCAAUAGAUCCAUAAAUGCUUCUAAACCAGAGAUCAUUGUCUUUAAAAACAAACUCUUAGUUUAAAGCUGGAAGAUAUUUUCCCACAAAUUAAUUUGCCACUUUCUCAGCUGUCUUUGCUGAAUGUUCACCAGAACAUAUUUGGUGAUGGGAGCAGUUUGCUGGGAGCCUGUGCACUCUGUGGUGUCUCUUUAGGUGGGUGGGCUGGAGUUUUUCUCCUCUGUGAGAUCCUGACAGAUGCCCACUCUGAAUUCAUGGGCUGCUCAGCCAAGCUGAACUGCAGUUUAGAGUUGCAGGAAUUUGUCCUGCUUCCUUUGGGCUAACUCCUAGUGAGGAACCUUAAAAGGUAGCAGAGCAAAAAUACUGGUCCCAUGUUCAGAACUGGUGCAGAAACAAUCCCCAAUAUAAAAAUAUGAUGUGUAGGAUCAGGUCCCCCAAAAUACCAUAUCCUUACAGUUUAAAUACAUACUUUAGAUGCACUUUGUUUUUAUCCCCAACUUCAGUUAACCAGACAAUGAAUUUUAUUUGGCUGUUAAAUUAAAGAUUCCUCUUCUAAAAGAA